UGUUACAUUUUGGUCAAAUUUACACAUAAUUUGGUCCUUGGUAUUGAUCUCUAGUUGCCAACACUAUGGGCCUCCAUGAGCUCUGGGUGGUCAGAAUCAUGAUGAUGAAGAAAGGAUUUACUGGCAUGGCAUCUGUGGUAGCACCAUUCUGGAACGGAAUACACAAUUAAUCUGGUGAAGUACAAUUUUUUUUUAACCUUUUUGAUAGUGAGACAAGUACUCUUCUGCUUAGUGUGAAUAUUUGACAGAUAAUAAAUCAAGGAACACAAGAUGGCUCUGAUGGUUAUAAAAUUUGACUUGGCCAAGCGGAUCAAACUGGCCCAGGGACUGUGGCUUUUGUACUGGCUUGCAGUUAUGGGUGGGAUCCUCAUCUUCAGCAUGGGGCUUUUCUUCAAGAUUGAACUCCGCAAAAGGAGUGAAAUGAUGGACAAUAAUGAGAGUCAUUUUGUACCCAACUUGCUCAUCCUGGUAGGCCUGGCUACUUGUGGCAUCAAUGCCUUUGGAGGUAAAGUGUGCCAUGACUCACUUGAUUCAGCCAAGUUUUCCAAGUGGAAGCCCAUUGUGAAGAAUUACCUGUGUGGAUGCUUUGCCUUCUCCAUCAUCCUCUUCAUCAUGGCACUGCUUUGCUUCCUGAUGCAGAUCUCUCUACAUUUUGCCCUAGCUGAAGGUCUAAAAAACGGGAUGAAACACUACAAAGACACAGACACCCCAGGACGAUGCUUCAUGAAGAGGACGCUGGACAUGACCCAGAUUGAGUUCCGUUGCUGUGGCAACAACAACUUUAGGGACUGGUUUGAGAUCCAGUGGGUUAGCAACCGCUACCUGGACUUCAGCAAUGAUGAGGUCAAAGAUCGUAUCACAAGCAACGUUGAAGGUAAAUACCUUAUGGACAGCGUUCCCUUUAGUUGCUGCAACCCUGGCUCUCCACGGCCCUGCAUCCAGCACCAUCUGACCAACAAUUCAGCUCACUACGACUAUGACCAUCAUACUGAAGAACUAAACAUCUGGACUCGAGGCUGCCGUGAAGCCCUGGUCUCCUAUUAUGGGGGGAUGAUGAACAGCAUUGGGGCUCUUGUUCUGCUAGUCAUGGUUCUGCAGGCUGCAGAUAUGAUGGGACUAAAAUAUUUGUCAACCUCUUUGGAGACCCUGACAAACCCAGAGAACCCAGAGUGUGAGAGCGAAGGUUGGCUACUGGAAAAGAGCGUGAAAGAGACUGUAUCCGAUGUCCUUCAGAAGAUCAAAUCACUUGGCAGAAAGAACCAGGUGGAAGGAGCUGAGGCUGAUGCCAGUGCUGGUGCCAACUGAACAGCUCAGACUUUAGUCAGCUGGGACUAAAACCAUCCUAUAAGGAGCAUCAAAGAAAUCCUUGUUUGUGGGAAACCAUCAGAAGUGAACAAAAUAACAGGUCAUUAAUGAACCUUUAAAUGUGGUGAGCACUAACUGAAAAGGAAAAAAAAACUAUGUAAAUUUUAAUGUCCAUAUUGAGAUGUAAAUAUAAAUUAAAAAAACAUAUCAAAUAGAAUUUUACUUUGAAAGAGAUGUGGCAGGGAAUGAAGUUCAAAGAAUAAUUAACCUAAUUAUUUAUGUAGACACAUCUCUUGCCCCCAACCAAUCAGGGUUCAGGAGGUGCAAAAAGUGACAAACACACAACUGUGAACAAAUCCAAAAAGCUACCAGGCACUUAUCAUUUUUGAUCUCUUCUUGCAGGAUAGAAUAGUUAUUCCAAACAAAGCUGGAGGGAAAACUAGUGAAGUAAAUAUGGCCUCUGACUGGUGUCCAGGUUCUUCUCAAACACUGCUAUUUGAGUUACUGCACAACUCUUGCACAUCUUGACAGCAUUUAUAUCAGGCCCAUGAUGAACAGAAAUAAAUGAAAUAUAAAGGAAUGAAUGAUUCG
Tachysurus vachellii is the source of this 1896-nucleotide messenger RNA. It is a transcript of the gene prph2b, whose product is annotated as peripherin 2b (retinal degeneration, slow). NCBI's taxonomy places the organism in Eukaryota, Metazoa, Chordata, Actinopteri, Siluriformes, Bagridae. The transcript is spliced from 3 exons. Gene Ontology annotation, biological process: visual perception. The coding region runs from base 271 to 1305 and encodes 344 amino acids. Gene Ontology annotation, cellular component: membrane. The record is from RefSeq and is a predicted model, not a curated record.